Prunus avium (sweet cherry) is the source of this 957-nucleotide messenger RNA. Lineage: Eukaryota; Viridiplantae; Streptophyta; Magnoliopsida; Rosales; Rosaceae. The record is from RefSeq and is a predicted model, not a curated record.
AUGAAGUUUGUUUCAUCUUCUGAGACAGAACCAGCCAGCACGGCAACUAUUUCUGAGGAGGCAAAGUCAGGUCGGGGUAUAAGCACAAUGCCCCGUGUUGUGAAGAGAAAAUUUCAGAAAAUCAAGCCUAUUGUUGAGUACAAUUCCAAGGGGAAACCAUAUGGCUGUGCACAUAGUGAGAUGCAGUCCUACAUUGGUGUGUUGGCACGCUCCAGAGUCCCACUUGUGGACAAUAAAUGGGUUCAAAUAUCCAAGGAUAUAAAAGAGCAGAUUUGGGAAGCCGUUGACAUGGCUUUUGUGGUUGGUCAAGGGGGCAAGAAAAUGGUGUUAUCUUCUGCUGCCAAAAAAUGGAAGGAUUUCAAGUCUACACUAACGAGGGUUCAUAUCCUUCCAUUCAUCAAGGAGAAGGAGAAAUUAAGGCAACCCCCUGAAACAUACAAAUUCAUAGAGAAAGCUUACUGGGAUUCCUUUGUAGCUUCAAGGUUAUCUGAAAAAUUUGAGGCUGUGCAUGAAGAACAAUCACAGAGGAGGGAGAAACUUGAGUACAAUGAUCGAUUGUCUCGAAAAGGAUAUGUUGGUUUUAAGGAGGACUUGAAGGAAAUCAUGCCUGGGGUAGAUAUUGAUCGAUCUACCUUAUGGAAAAAAGCAAGAGAAGACAAACAUGGUAACAUCCCGGAUCCAAAGGCUGCAGAGAAAGCAAAAUUAAUUGAUGAUUUGCAAAAGCAAGUCUCUGAAGGCACUCUUUCUCUGUCAGGAUCCAAUGAUGUUUUGACAUUGGCUUUGGGUCCCGAGCAUCCAGGAAGAGUUAGAGGGGUAGGGGCUGGGGUUUCCCCUAAGCAAUACUUCAAUUUACCUAGACAACAGAAGAAUAUUGAAGUACCAGAUUAUUCAAAGCUGGAGUUGCCAUCUUCUUUACAAUCCCUUUGUAGUUAUGCGGAAACAACACUAAAGCCUUAG